Messenger RNA from Styela clava, 1973 nucleotides. The record is from RefSeq and is a predicted model, not a curated record. Lineage: Eukaryota; Metazoa; Chordata; Ascidiacea; Stolidobranchia; Styelidae.
CACAAACAGAGCAAGCCUAAUACAGGAACUUCUAACAAACCAAACCUUAGUUGGUAGUCGUUAUAAGUCAGAGUGAGAAACAAAUUCACAAUUUUGCCUAUAGACAUAGUCGAAGUUAACUAUUUUAUAAUUCGGCUUGUCGCUCAAAUCGAGUUUGAUGAUAAGUAACAGUUGAUUAAUUGAAUACGAUGUUGGCAUUACGAGAAAAAUGCUUCGUUCCUCGUGUUGAAGUGGGUUUUAUCUAUAUAGAAAAAAAAAACGUGAAAAAUAUCUGCUUGGAAAGUGGUUGGUUUAUAGUUAUUAAGAUUCUAAUUUGGGAACAAAAUUUUUUUUUUUACUUUACAAAGUUUUACGACAUUUUGAUAUUGGGUAUCAGCCCAACCCUAUUUUCUAAUGUUUAAUUUCGUCCUUCGAAAUUCAUAAAAGGUAUCACACUUCCAUCGUAUAUAGCGUACGUAGUUGUUACUUAUCGAUCUCGAUCGGUAAGUAUGUUGAUAGGUAUUUGUCUGUUUGACACUUUCGUAUGUUACGCUAUAUCCUUCUAAAGCGAGGUUUUGGAUGAAUUAUGUCGUAUAAUUAGCGAGUUAUUAUUUAAUUAGUGAUGGGACACGCGGUGUCGCUAUUGAGUCAGAGCAAAAGAUACACGCCGCUAGAUCGAUAAGUCGGUGGUCUCCGAUCGCUAUCUAGUUUUCCCUUUAACCCUCGUUGCGUGCCGAGGCUGAGGUACUUUAUCGGUCCGCACUCAAUUCUUUAAUUCCGUGGUUCCCGAAGUUGAUUGACCGGGAUCCAAAAUUAGAAGCGGAAAGAUAUCCGCAGGCCGGGAGAUGGGAACGCCCGGAAGGGGAAGAUGCCGGAACGUAUAUUUAAGAUACCGUUAUAAUAAAACUGUUACAAAUAUACACGUGCUCAAACCGUGGCAAAGACGUAACAGUUGGCGGUAUUCAAAACUCAAAAAGUAUAAAUAUAGAAUGUCAAACUAUUUCUAAUAAGUUCGGCCACAUUGAAUCAUUACGCGGGCCGAGGUUUGGAAACUAGUCUAAUUUAAACUAGUAAAAUCUUGUCUGUGUAUAAUCUUCUUCAAUUGAAAACGACAACGAUGAAAUCAAUAUAUAGAUUCCAAUAAAACAACAAAAUAGCCUAACUUUUGACUGGAGUGUCACUUAAUCCUCAAACCCCUUAAAUUCAAACGUGGUCACGCGACAAUCACCGACAUGUCGCGUCAACUUUUCGUUAGAUAUCGAUGCAUAUGCCCACAGCCUCCAAUUUAUCCAACUCGUUUGGUUUACAUCAAGUAAGGUAGUAAAUCUCCGAUUUCAGGAAGAUGGAAGACCCGUGAAUCAGUUUCUUGUUUUUCAGUACAAAUUCCUCAACGUAACGUAUGUAUAAAAUACUAAGCAUGCCUUCUGAAAAACCGACAAGGAAUAAUCAUGUUUCGACUUCGAAUCCAGGCGUUGAAAGUUUAAGCGAUUCGGAAAAUUCAUCUUCGCCAAAUGCAGAAAAUCAACAUUCGAGUUCUCACCAGACUCGAGAUGGAAGAAGACCAAACCGGCCCAAAAAUCCAUCUGAAGGGCAAGCUUCUGAUAAUACACCCAGUUCAGAUAUCAACAGGCAAAUAAACAUCGGGAAGCAAACAAAUAUCGGGAAGCAAACAAACAUCGGGGAGAAAACAAACAUCGGGAGGCAAACAAACAUCGGGAAGCAAACAAAUAUAGGGAAGCAAAAAAACAUCGGAAAGCAAACAAACAUCGGGAAGCAAACAAAUAUCAAAAACCAACAAAACAACACGGGCAACUUCUCCGCUGGAAAUAUGUCAUUCGGCGGGACAUUCCAUCAAACUCAAAACGCGUCUACGACCAACGUCAACGCAUCUAAAAGGAAAAGAGGACGCGACGACUCUAGUGAUGAGGACGGACCUCCGUCAAGCAAGAAGUAAAAUGCGACUGAGCUGGGCAAUAGGAGAAAUACAAAUUUCC